Molecule: messenger RNA, 3774 nt
Organism: Penicillium verrucosum
Lineage: Eukaryota; Fungi; Ascomycota; Eurotiomycetes; Eurotiales; Aspergillaceae
Product: ankyrin repeat domain-containing protein
Exons: 3
Coding region: 1-3774 (1257 amino acids)
Molecular function (GO): protein binding
Source: RefSeq, a predicted model, not a curated record
AUGUCUUCAACAUCAAAUGAGUUUGGCGACAAAAACUUGGGGACUCAGGUGGGGGUCAAUCACGGACAGAUUUACUUUUCGUCCGCCCCACGGGAAACCCCACAGCAGAACAUAGACAACGGUUCGCAUCACCUCGUGCCAGUCAAAGAGACUAUGACUAAUUAUGUAGAGGUGCUUAGGUCACUGGCAUUCCCGCAGAUGCUAGAUCGGAGAGACAAUAUCGAGCCAUGCCAUCCCGAUACCUGCCAAUGGAUCUUGGAGUUAGAAAAGUACAAGUCCUGGAGAAGCCAGUCCCGCGGUCUUCUCUGGAUCAAGGGCAAGCCAGGUGCGGGAAAAUCGACCUUGAUGUUAUUUCUGCACGAUAAACUCAAGAAUGACAUGGAUCAUGGUAUUCGGCUCGAGUUUUUCUUUACCGCUCGGGGCACAGAGAUGCAACGCAUACCGCUCGGGAUGCUCAGAUCGUUACUGUGCCAAAUUUUUGAUCGCGAUGCGACGGCACGCCCUCAGGUGCGCGAGGCCUAUGAACAACGAUGCAGGCAGUUUGGGUAUGGUGAACGUGAAUGGGAAUGGCCACAGGUGGUGCUAGAAGAGCUACUAGCAGGUACCAUCUUGGCAUCCGCUAGUCGGCAGCAUAUAAUGAUUUUUGUUGAUGCUCUGGAUGAGGCUGGGGCUGAGUCCGCUCAAUACCUGGCAGCAUAUUUUCAUCGACUUAUCAAUCGUGCGGAAAAAAUGAACGUGGCCGUUCAAAUUUGCAUUUCAUGUCGACACUACCCUAUUAUGGAAAGUGACCCUGCGAGGGAGAUUUAUAUCGAACACCAUAACCAUGAUGAUAUCGCCAGAUAUAUCAAGGACAUCAUUGUUGAUACGGACGUCGGAGACGCUCCGAGCCAGGAGACGAGGGAAGCACUGACAGAGCAAUUGAUCCGGCAAUGCAAUAGGGUGUUCCAAUGGGCCCAUCUUAUAAUGCCUCUUAUCAGGCAGAAGAUUCUCGAAGGGGAAUCGUUUGAUGAAAUCCGUUGCUGGUUAUAUGAGGUUCCAGCCGGCCUAGAAGAGGUGUAUACGUAUAUUCUGAACAAUGUGAUCGAAAGGAGGAAUCGAGCGCAGUCGUUGUUGUUAUUUCAGUGGGUGUCCCUUGCCGAACGCCCCCUGACUGUGACAGAGACGCGGUAUGCCUUAGUAGCUCAGAAUGUUGACUUAGCAUUCCCCCCAAAAGCAUGGGAGAGGAUCGACGGGUUUGUUGAAAGCAACGGACGUAUGAAGCGAAAGAUCCAGGCCCUUUCUGGUGGACUUGUUGAAGUAAUCUCAACCGAGAAUCAUCAGGAGACUGUGCAGGUAGUACACCAGUCGGUCGCUGAUUUUUUGCGGGCAAAAGGGCUAGGGCUUUUGUGUCACAAUAUCGGCACCAGCAUGUUGCCUAUAGAUGGCGAAAAGAUUAUAUUUCAAUGCCAGGCAACUCUCUAUCGAACAUGUCUGGUCUAUCUAGCCACAGUGCACAUACCUCGGAAAAUGUUAGGUGAACAGGCCUUCAUUCAGGACCACCCGUUGAUUGCUUACGCUUCACACUACGUCUUCAUUCAUGCGGAAAAGGCUGCCGGUUCUCGAGCAGACGUGCUACAAAACGAACAAGAUAUACUAAAGCAAGUGAUUGGUCCAUGGACCCAGAUUUGCUAUAUCCAAGAUGACUAUGGCGGCAGACGCCCACCGGAACGUACGACAAUCUUACAUGUGGCUGCAGGUGCCAACCUAGUUGAUGUUAUAGAAUCUGUGGUGUCUAACGGCGAAGAGAUCACGAAGAAAGACAUAAUUGGAAAUACAGCUUUCCAUCUAGCAGCGCGCGGGGGUCAUAUUACAGCAAGCAAAAUACUCCUAGACAAGGGGGCAGACUACGAGGCAAAGAAUAAAUAUGGGAUAACACCAUUAACUGAGGCGGCUAGGUGUGGGCAUGUGAGAUUUGUCGAAUGGCUCCUAUGUGAGGGAGCAAAUGUUGAAACAAGUGCGAGAAGUGGAGGUGCAUUGCAAGCAGCUUCGUUGGCAGGUCAUCAACGUGUGGUGGUAAUAUUGCUCGGAGCCGGAGCCGAUGUUAAUGCCCCAGGUGGUAAAUAUAGCAAUGCCCUACAGGCCGCUGCAUUCACAGGAAACACAGAAAUAGUGCAACUGCUUCUGGAAGCUCAGGCCGAUGUUAACGCCCAGGGUGGUUUCUAUGGCAAUGCCCUACAGGCCGCUGCAUACAACAACGGAAACACCGAUACAGUGGAACUGCUUCUGGAAACUCAGGCCGAUGUUAACGCCCAGGGUGGUUACUUUGGCAAUGCCCUACAGGCCGCUGCAUUCAACCCAAACACCGAGAUACUGCAACUGCUUCUGGAAGCUCAGGCCGAUGUCAACGCCCAGGGUGGUGAAUAUGGCAAUGCCCUACAGGCCGCUGCAUACAACAACGGAAACACCGAGACAGUGGAACUGCUUUUAGAAGCUCAGGCCGAUGUCAACGCCCAGGGUGGUGAAUAUGGCAAUGCCCUACAGGCCGCUUGUGCUACAUACAACAACGGAAACACCGAGACAGUGGAACUGCUUCUGGAAGCUCAGGCCGAUGUCAACGCCCAGGGUGGUUACUUUGGCAAUGCCCUACAGGCCGCUGCAUUCACAGGAAACACAGAAAUAGUGCAACUGCUUUUAGAAGCUCAGGCCGAUGUCAACGCCCAGGGUGGUGAAUAUGGCAAUGCCCUACAGGCCGCUUGUGCUACAUACAACAACGGAAACACCGAGACAGUGGAACUGCUUCUGGAAGCUCAGGCCGAUGCCAACACCCAGGGUGGUUACUUUGGCAAUGCCCUACAGGCCGCUUGUGCUACAUACAACGACGGAAACACCGGGACAGUGCAACUGAUUCUGGAAGCUCAGGCCGAUGUUAACGCCCAGGGUGGUGAAUAUGGCAAUGCCCUACAGGCCGCUUGUGCUAUAUACAACAACGGAAACACCGAGACAGUGGAACUGCUUCUGGAAGCUCAGGCCGAUGUUAACGCCCAGGGUGGUUACUUUGGCAAUGCCCUACAGGCCGCUUGUGCUACAUACAACGACGGACACACCGGGACAGUGCAACUGCUUCUGGAAGCUCAGGCCGAUGUCAACGCCCAGGGUGGUUUCUAUGGCAAUGCCCUACAGGCCGCUGCAUUCAACCAAAACACCGAGAUACUGCAACUGCUUCUGGAAGCUCAGGCCGAUGUCAACGCCCAGGGUGGUGAAUAUGGGAAUGCCCUACAGGCCGCUUGUGCUACAUUCAAAGAACACACCGAGAUAGUGCAAAUGCUAUUAAAAUCUCGCGCACAUAUCAAUACCCAAGGUGGUAGACAUGGAUUGCCUCUCUUAGCAGCUGUUGAAAAGGAAGAUUCUGAUCUAAUUCAGAUACUUCUUCAAGCUGGUGCAGAUGUGUUGCUUGUAAAUGAGCUCGACCAGACUCCUCUUCAUAUUGCGGCCUUCGCAAAUAACCUGGACCUUCUGAAUCGAUUCCCGCUACUUGCCUCGGGUAUCAACAGCCGGGAUAAGUUCUUGCAAACCCCGCUUCAUCUGGCUAUUUGUUUCGGUCACAUCGAAUUUGCCGAAAAGCUGCUGCAUCUCGGUGCCAAUCCUGCUCUUCCAGAUGGUUAUGGCAGAAAUGUUCUGGACUGGGUAGUUGGAAAUGAAAGGCUGAUGCACCAAAUCCAAAACCGCUGCCCUCCGAUUGUCGUGACCCCUAAGGAAACUCAAGAAUUGACUACACGCUUCUUCGUUCUAAGUUGA